AUGCACUCAACGUCAAUCUCUCUUUUGGCUUUUGGUCUUUUGGUCACUGUUGCUAUGGCACGACCAUGGUCAGGUCAUUCUCAUGGACAUACAGGGGAUGGAACAUCUCAAGGAUCUAAUGGGCACAGAUGGGUUAAAUAUCCUUCACCAAGACAUAUUUAUUUACCACGACAUCUAGCUGAAAAAUUAGAACGUCCAUGGCCAGCAUUUACAGCUAAAAAAAUCGCCAAUGGAAAAUAUAUGGUCAUUGGUCCAGCUUUUAUUUUCAAAGUAAAAGCUACUGAUGAUAUAAGUACAACUAGUGUUCCAGAAAUUUCAACAACUGAACAACCUGAAGUUGAAGAAACAACAACAGAAUCCAUUGUUGAAGAAUCUACACCAGAACCAGAAGAAACUACAUCAGAACCUGAACCAGAAGAAACUACAUCAGAACCCGAACCAGAAGAAACUACACAAGGAGUACCAUCUUUUUUCAAAAAAGGAUCGUAUUCAAUCAAUAAUGAUGAACAAUUAUAUUUUUUUCAAUGA
Rotaria sordida is the source of this 528-nucleotide messenger RNA. Lineage: Eukaryota; Metazoa; Rotifera; Eurotatoria; Philodinida; Philodinidae. The record is from the annotation of a GenBank genome assembly.